AUGCUUGAUGAGAAAUUUAAAGAUUUCCAUAACAAUCCUUCAAUAGCUGAGGAUGACGAUUAUAAGGCCAAAAUAGCAGCGGAUAUAAAUAAAAUAGAUGAGUAUUAUGCUGUUAAGCCAUAUCAGAGGAUGAUUUAUUAUCCUAGGCCUACUCCCCAAGAUGUCUUAAUAAAAGAAGAGCAGCAAGUUAAUAAUACAAGUUAUAGUGGGAAAGAAAUCUACGAAUGGAACAUAGAUGGAUACAGUGAAAGGCAAAUCUAUUGUACAGUGCAUAGAAUGUUGAUGUAUAGUACAAUCAACAAAGUUAAUAAAAAUAGUGAGCGUACUAUCGCAGACAUGAUUAUAGCAAGUUUUACUGGCCAAUUAAAAGGUUGGUGGGACAACUAUCUUACCCAAGACCAACGUGGAAGUAUUCUUAAUGUUGUCAAAAGAGAACCAGGAGAAAACCAAGAAAUAAUCUUAGUUUCGACUGCUGUUUAUACACUAGUUCUUAAUAUUAUUGAGCAUUUUUCAGGACGAUGGUCAUAUAAUAAUGAGACCAUUAGGAGAUUACUCCAAAAUCUGAGAUAUGGAUUACCAGCCUUUUUGGCAGAAAGAGUAAGGAAAGCUCUUAGGAAAGGGGAAACAAGUAUAAAUUAUAGCAAUUAUACUUAUGGAAGUCUAAUAGGCACAUGUAUGCAAGAAGGUUUGGCUCUAUGUAAUGAGAUUAAGCCAAACCAGCAAAUUAAGAAACAUGGUCUUACCGAAAGACAACAAUUAGGAGAAUUUUGUGGGCAAUUUGGAUUACAAAUGCCACAAACAAAAAAGCCUCAUAGACACAAAAAGAGAAAAUAUUUCCAAGCAUGGAAAGAAAAACGCUUGAAAAAGAAAUCCAAGCGAAAGAAAGAUUUCAAACAGAGAAAGGAUUUUAUUAAAUCCAAAAAUCCUAAGGCCUGUUAUAAGUGUGGCAGAGUUGGUCAUUUUUAUAAAGAUUGA
This is a messenger RNA of Lycium barbarum (goji berry), 975 nucleotides long. RefSeq lists its product as uncharacterized. The record is from RefSeq and is a predicted model, not a curated record. Bases 1 to 975 code for a protein of 324 amino acids. NCBI's taxonomy places the organism in Eukaryota, Viridiplantae, Streptophyta, Magnoliopsida, Solanales, Solanaceae. The transcript is spliced from 2 exons.